Osmerus eperlanus (European smelt) is the source of this 1325-nucleotide messenger RNA. RefSeq names its product chemerin-like receptor 1. Gene Ontology annotation, biological process: positive regulation of cytosolic calcium ion concentration; complement receptor mediated signaling pathway; inflammatory response. NCBI's taxonomy places the organism in Eukaryota, Metazoa, Chordata, Actinopteri, Osmeriformes, Osmeridae. Gene Ontology annotation, molecular function: G protein-coupled receptor activity; complement receptor activity. Gene Ontology annotation, cellular component: plasma membrane. The record is from RefSeq and is a predicted model, not a curated record. The coding region runs from base 98 to 1105 and encodes 335 amino acids. The transcript is spliced from 2 exons.
GAACAUUUUAAGGAAGUAACGUUUACAGAAACAAAGGCAAGGCAAGGGAACAGUUCUGAUAAUAUUGUGUUCUACAUUUCAUGGACGUUUUAACAUAAUGGAUUUUGAGUACGAACCUUAUGGGGAUUAUACUGCAUACAAUGGGACUAAUGAUACAUUGACUGCUGCUCCAGUGACAUUUAGUCACCCCAAGUCUUUUCUAAUGGAAACUCUAGUGACAAUAGACAGCAUUAUAUGCCUGGUGGGACUAAUCGGAAAUGGUAUUGUCAUCUGGAUCUCUGGUUGCAAGAUGAAAAAAACUGUCAACACCACCUGGUACCUCAGCCUUGCCAUCUCUGACUUCCUGUUCUGUGCUUGUCUGCCCUUCAACAUAUUUUACACAGCCACCUUGCACUGGCCCUUUGGACUGGCCAUGUGCAAACUAGCCUCCUCUGCCCUGUUCCUUAACAUGUUCAGUAGUGUCUUCCUUCUGGUUCUGAUAAGCGUCGAUCGCUGUGUGAUCAUCGUAUUCCCAGUCUGGUCACAGAACCACCGGACUGUUGGGAAGGCCGUGGUGGCGGUGGUCCUGAUGUGGGUCCUCUCAGCUGCCCUGACCGCCCCCUCGCUGGUCCACCGACAAAUCAAGGCUGUCGGCACGGCCACAGAGUGCCACACAGACUACGGGUUGAGUCACAGCACGGUGGCUGUGACACGAUUUGUGUGUGGUUUCUUGAUUCCUUUUCUGGUCAUUUUCUGCUGCUGCGCCAUUCUCUUUGUGAAGCUGAGAAGUCUGACUCUGAAAUCGAAGAAACCUUUCAAGGUCAUCGCGGGCCUGGUCUUGGCCUUCUUUGUGUGUUGGGUGCCCUUUCACACCUUUGUCCUGCUGGAGUUACACCUGGAGAUGUUAACUGUGGAGGCCAUCCAGACUGGGCUGAAAUUGGGGGGCACUUUAGCCUCAGCAAACAGCUUUCUGAACCCCAUGCUGUACGUGUUCAUAGGCAAUGACUUUAGGCGCACCCUCAAGAGGUCUGUUUUGUGGAGGAUAGAAAAUGCAAUCGCAGAAGAUGCUCGCACAGAUGCUCGUAACCCUUCAAAAUCUAUGGAAAAUCUAGGCACAUUCAUCUGAGAAUCACACAUAUGUCAUCCUAAACCUGUUGUUACUAGGAACACAAACAGCUCAGUGCCAGUGGAAUGUAAAUUCCUCAUUUUUGGAUUAUCCGCAACUUUCCAAACACUUAUUUUCCAUAUUUGAAUGAAUUUGAUCAUUUUACUUAUUGCAGAUCUAAGGAAGAGGUAUGAUACUAUCUAAGCCUGUGAAUUAUUUCAUACAAUAAAAAAUGCUGGUA